Messenger RNA from Erinaceus europaeus (western European hedgehog), 1800 nucleotides. RefSeq names its product RNA terminal phosphate cyclase like 1 (gene RCL1). Gene Ontology annotation, cellular component: nucleolus. Gene Ontology annotation, biological process: ribosome biogenesis; endonucleolytic cleavage of tricistronic rRNA transcript (SSU-rRNA, 5.8S rRNA, LSU-rRNA). Gene Ontology annotation, molecular function: RNA endonuclease activity. The record is from RefSeq and is a predicted model, not a curated record. Bases 205 to 1326 code for a protein of 373 amino acids. Lineage: Eukaryota; Metazoa; Chordata; Mammalia; Eulipotyphla; Erinaceidae. The transcript has 9 exons.
CCGCCCCGCUCCCCUCUGACCCGGUGUCUCGUCUCGCCGUCUUCCUGUUCCAAACCACGUGGACGCGCGGGGGGCUGCGGGGCCGCGAGAGGGAGCCCAGGUCGCCGCCGCCACCGUCGCCUCCGCGGACUAGGUCGCGACCCCAGACUCCCGCGUCGGAAGCCGCCGCGCGCCGGCCGCCCCCCGGGUCCCGAGGGCGCGCACAUGGCGACUCCGGCGCACUCGCUCAGCUACGCGGGCAGCAACUUCUUGCGGCAGCGCCUGGUCCUGUCCACCCUGAGCGGCCGCCCUGUCAAAAUCCGAAAGAUUCGGGCCAGGGACGACGACCCGGGCCUCCGAGAUUUUGAAGCCAGCUUCAUCAGACUGUUGGACAAAGUCACUAAUGGUUCUCGAAUUGAAAUAAACCAGACAGGAACUACCUUGUAUUAUCAGCCUGGCCUGCUGUAUGGUGGAUCCGUGGAACAUGACUGUAGUGUUCUUCGAAGCAUUGGUUAUUACCUGGAAAGUCUUCUUUGCCUGGCUCCAUUUAUGAAGCACCCACUACGAAUAGUUCUGCGAGGAGUGACCAACGACCAGGUCGACCCUUCGGUUGAUGUUCUUAAGGCAACAGCCCUCCCUCUCUUGAAACAGUUUGGGAUUGAUGGUGAAUCAUUUGAGCUAAAGGUUUUGCGCCGGGGUAUGCCUCCUGGAGGAGGCGGUGAGGUGUUCUUCUCCUGUCCUGUAAGGAAGGUCCUGAAGCCCAUUCAGCUCACAGAUCCAGGAAAAAUCAAGCGUAUCAGAGGAAUGGCGUAUUCUGUGCGUGUGUCACCUCAGAUGGCCAACCGGAUUGUGGAUUCAGCAAGGAGCAUCCUCAACAAGUUCAUACCUGACAUUUACAUUUAUACAGACCACAUGAAAGGAGUCAACUCUGGGAAGUCUCCCGGCUUUGGGUUGUCACUGGUUGCUGAGACAACCAAUGGCACCUUCCUCAGCGCUGAACUGGCUUCCAACCCUCAGGGCCAGGGAACAGCAAUGCUUCCAGAAGACCUGGGUCGUAACUGUGCCAAGCUACUGCUUGAAGAAAUCUACAGGGGUGGAUGUGUGGACUCAACCAAUCAAAGCCUGGCUUUGUUGCUCAUGACUCUUGGACAGCAGGAUGUUUCCAAAGUACUGCUAGGACCACUCUCUCCGUACACGAUAGAGUUUUUGCGGCAUUUGAAGAGCUUUUUCCAGAUUAUGUUUAAAAUUGAAACCAAGCCUUGUGGUGAAGAACUCAAGGGUGGGGAUAAAGUGCUGAUGACCUGUGUUGGCACUGGCUUCUCGAACCUCAGCAAGACCCUCAAGUGAUGCCAUCACUGGAUAACACCCCGACACCUGCAAACACAGCGAAUGCUGUAAGGACUCCACUGGGAUCAUGUUCAGUUUCAUCCAGGACAGGAUAGACUCUUAUCUCAAGGACUUUUGUCAGUUUCCAGUUCAGAAAAAGGCAUCAUCACAUUCAAAUCAAAUCAAGGCCAUGUCUGUGUUCAGCAGUUUCCAGCCAUUCUGCCGGUGAUCCUGCCAUCCCUUUGGAGGUCCUGUUGUGACGAGAACCCCCAUGGCUCACCUGCGUAAGAGUCUGCCUUUAGGACACGGCUGGGCUGCUGGAACAGCAUCACAGCUCUUGCAACGUCUCUUCAGCCUUCAUCCUGGCUUUGGGUCACGGGGCCAUUUCCCAAGCUCAGAGAGGCCUUGCCUCCACCUUCUGCAGGGCCUACCUCUUUGUGCCUCAGUUUCUGUGUUGGGAUUAAAUGUACUAAUAAAGGUGGAAGUGCUUUUUGA